UUUGAGGUGGCUUCGGCAGCUGUGCUGUGCUACCGUUAGAGGCUCCAUUUCCCUGAGACUUGACGGCCAUUCGAGGCGAAAAGGCUUCGGACUAGAGAGGAGCAGGCGCUGGCAAUGCAGGGGCCGCCACGACCUCAGGCUGCCUGGAGGGAAGGAGCCUGAGGGCCCCCGAUGUCGUUUGGGCCUUUGCUUUCUUCCUUUGCAGGGACACUGCCUACCGCGAAGAUGAGCUUGUGCCGAGGCACCACCUCUUUCAAAAAGGAGCAUCUUUGGAUGUAUCUGCAGACGCUCGGCUUCGAGCCAGGCCCGGCCACCACUGCCUGCGGAAAGGUCGUGUCACACACGCACCUCGGAGUGAACAUGUUUGACAAGCCGAACCGUGAUGCUUUUCAAAUAGUGUCUUAUUUCUUGUUUCAAACACUGGACCAGUCUCUCACUAAAGAAGUUUUCAAGUUUUGUUGGCCUCCAUUUGAUCAAAAAAGUGAAACUGAAUUCCGGAAACAUUGCUGUGAAUGGUUAAAAAAAAUUUCUGCUGAAUGUGGAAGUAGUUUUCCUCAAGUUGUUGGUUCACUGUUUCUUUCUCCUGGUGGUCCUAAGUUUAUUCAUCUGAUGUAUCAUUUUGCAAGAUUUGUUGCAAUAAAAUAUAUAAAAACCCAUUCUAAAGAUUCAUCCAGACGUGUUGCAGAGACAUUUAAUGUAAACCCACAAGAUUUGCACAUGUGCAUUGCCAGGUCCCAUGUAGCACGUAACAGAUUUUUACAGAUUUUACAAAGAGAAGAUUUUGUUUUCCAGAAGUAUCAGGAAAAUGCACAAUUAUUAGAUAAAGAAGUACGAAAUUUGAAAUCAGAAUGUAUAGGACUGCAAAACCAAAUAAAAAAAAUGGAACCUUAUGAUGACCAAAGUGAUAUACAAGAGAAAAUUCAAAAGGUUCGGUCUUUGUGGGCUUCAGUGAAUGAAACACUCCUGUUUUUGGAAAAAGAGAGAGAAAUAGUUAGUUCGGUUCUUAGUCUUGUUAACCAAUAUACUUUAGAUGGAACUAAUGUUGCUAUCAAUGUUCCAAGACUCUUACUGGACAAAAUUGAGAAACAAAUGUGUCAGUUGCACAUAGGAAAUGUUUAUGAGGCUGGAAAAUUGAACCUGUUAACAGUUAUUCAGUUAUUAAAUGAAGUCUUGAAAGUAAUGAAAUAUGAAUGUUGUCAGGCUGACCAAGCAAGACUGACAAUAGACCUUCGUUUUCUUGAAAAAGAGACCAAAUUUCAGAAAGAAAGAUUAUUGGAUCUGAAACAUAUGAGGCAUAAAUUAGAAGAAGAUCUUACAACUGUAACACAUUCUAUUGUUGAAAAACAAGGAGAAUGGCAUAAAAAGUGGAAAGAAUUUCUUGGUCUGUCUCCUUUUAGUCUAAUUAAAGGUUGGACUCCAGCUGUGGAUCUUUUACCACCUAUGUCUCCUCUUUCGUUUGAUCCUGCCUCAGAAGAAGUAUAUGCAAGAAGUAUUCUUUUGCAGUAUCCUGCUUCACUUCCAGAUACACCUAAACAGCAUAACCAGGAAAAUGACUGCAGAAGAGCCAGCGAUGUACUGGGAACUGGAUGUGAUCUAACCAACAGCUCUGCUUCUUUUCUGUUGCAGCCAGUUUCAUCAUCAAAUGGAAACAAUGUUACAGUAUUUGAAGAGGAUAUGAAGAUGAAAACAUCUAGAGAAAAAACUGAAGCAGUUUCUAAGAAAACACCAGAGUGUGAACGGGAAGACCUUCCAUCAUCAGAUAUUGCAGCGAAUACAGAGAGUAGUGCAUUUGGAGGGCCUCUGCCAGUUAAAAAAAUCGAUCCAUUUCAAAAAGAGCAAGAUCAUCUGGCAGAAGAGGUUGUGAAGACAGUUUUAUCUGAUUCACCACAGCUCUCCACAGGAAAAGAAGUAAAAUUAGAGGAACUGAUUGACUCUCUAGUUUCUAACCCCUUCUUAACAAGGAACCAAAUUCCCCGAACUCCAGAAAACUUGAUCAGUGAUAUUAGGAGCUCAUGGAGAAAAGCUGUUGAAAUGGAAGAUAAAAGAACUACAGAAUCAAUUCAAAUGGAUACUGAACAUAGAGAAGGUCUUAAGGAUAUUGAUUUUGGCAUAUUACAUGAAACCCUUCCAGAAGAAGUUGGUCAUUUAAGUCUUAAUAGCUCCAGUAGUACAGAGGCAAAUUUUAAACUGGAACUAAAUAGUCCUAUGCACAGUAGCAUUUUUCCAGAAGAUGCUGUGGGAGAAAGACAGACUACUCCAAAAUCAGACUUCAGUUUACCAGCUAUUUACAGUAGAUAUGAGGCUUUGAAAAAAUCUCUUAUCAAGAAAAAGGAAGAAACCUACCUCUCUAAUUCUGAAGCACCUGAAAGACACAAACCAGAAUUGAACCCUACUCCUCAAAACAUGCAAACAGAUGAUAUGCUUAACCUUUUGGACACUCAGGAUUUGCACACUGACUAUACAAAACCAUCUUUACACAUGUCCCUUGGUGAAAGAAAACAGUCUCUUUCACCACUAAUUAAGUUUUCUCCAGUGGAACAGAGAUUGAGGACCACAAUGCCAUGUAGUCUUGGAGAACUUCUACCUAAUUUAAAAGAAGAAGGAAUCUUGAACAAGAGCCUUGAUGCAAAAGAAUCCCCGUAUGACUUGAAGAGAGAAUUUACCUAUGAUGCACACUUCAGUUGAAGCAAAUUGAUUUAAAAACAGACUUAAAGCCCUGGCUGAUGUGGCUCCAU
Messenger RNA from Molossus molossus (Pallas's mastiff bat), 2735 nucleotides. RefSeq names its product HAUS augmin like complex subunit 6 (gene HAUS6). The transcript has 17 exons. The record is from RefSeq and is a predicted model, not a curated record. NCBI's taxonomy places the organism in Eukaryota, Metazoa, Chordata, Mammalia, Chiroptera, Molossidae. Gene Ontology annotation, biological process: spindle assembly. Gene Ontology annotation, cellular component: mitotic spindle microtubule; HAUS complex. Gene Ontology annotation, molecular function: microtubule binding. Bases 172 to 2685 code for a protein of 837 amino acids.